AUGUUCCCAAGGAAAGCGAGCGUGCUCGUCUCACUGGGCCUUGUCCUCCUCUCGGCGCUCCUCAUUCACGUUGAGGCGCGCAAACUAACGGCCCCGGAGCUCGAGCAUCACCAUAGACACCGGCACAGGCACGAUCUUCUGAGCCACCACUGGCCCGAGGCCGUAUCCAAGUGGCGGGCUGGUCCCAUAGACCCCAACGGCAGUCACGGCCACGAGGACGAUUACGAGCUCGGGGUCGCUCGGCCCGGCGACCUCGAUUACGAGGAGUAUGCCGACUACGAGGAGGCUCUCCAGAGGCGUCCCGGCUGGCUCUACUCCUCGAACCGCAAUGCCGCCAAGCACCGCAGAUACGAGCCCUGGUAUCGCUAUCGUGUGCCCUACCAUCCGCUCGGUGCUCGGGGCUACGACCCGCGCAUCCGCCACAGGACCAACUCACGUGUGAUGCAGCGCAAGCAGUACAAGGAGGAGCGCGAGGAGAUGGAAGACGAGGUGGACGAGGGAGGCUACGACGAUAAGGUGCUGACGGGAGGUGUAGAUGGGAUCGUGGCCGAGAGCGCGGAGAACGAGGCCGACCUCGGUCUCGAGGGGGCAAAGGGCGUUGGUAGGCUCGGCCCGCUUGGCCCGAGCGGAUACCACCCGGGCAAAUACAAGAGCGUGCCACGAAAGAGGAUAACGUCCCACUACUCGCUCAACUUUGGCGAGUCCAAGGGCGCUCGGAGGCCCAAGUACGGGCCCUGGAAGAUGGACUGGCGCGUCAAGACCGAGGGAACGGACGACAAGGACGGGGAGCAUACGCGUAGGCACGCGCCCAGGAAGGGUAGGCAGCGCUUGGAAGAGUCGAGUUCCGGUCGGCAUGUCGUGAGCGCCGUUGCUGGAAAGCCCGAGGAAUCUUCGAGGAAGACCGGUCGAGUUCAAGAGGACGAGGAGGAGGAGGCGAUCGAUGCCGAUUUUUGGGCCGCUGACGUGAGCGAGGAUCGGGAACUGGACAAUGACUUCUAUAAGAACGACGAAGCGGCGAGUCCUCCUCUGAGGACCUACGACGACAUAAUACGAAGGCUGACGGAGGACGUCGCGACAACGACGACCCCGGCGAGCUCGACGUCAUGGAAGCCGACAACGCAGGUGGUGAAACGCGAUUAUCGCAACACGGAGAUCGAAAGGCACUUGCGCCGCGACGAUUAUGGCAACUUAAGACUCUACGAGAGCAAAAAGGACGGGGUUUCGAGUCUGUCGCGGCACGGCGCACCUCCAGGCCCGAGGAACUCGAACCUCGUCGAAGGCCCGCUGACAGGAUCGAAGAAGAGGGGCCCCGCUACGAAGCGAGGGAAGGCCGCGAUGGAGGUGGCGGUGGACGAGGAGGUGGUGGAGGAGGAGGUGGAGGAGGUGGAGGAAGAGGAAGACAGAGUCAAGGGAAGAGGUGAUGGGGAGUCGGGCACCCAGGCGGACGCUAAUACGGAUUACGCGGACGACGAGAACGAGGACGAGAACGGGAGCUCGAACAAAACGACGGCCAAUUCCAUCGGUACGGCAUCGCGCACAACGCCGAGCACAACGACAACCACGACUACGACGACGACGUCAACGACGACGUCGACGACUGCCCGGGCCCCCGUAGCCAAUAACCACUUUGAGCGCAAGGAGCCGAGAAGCUACGACAACUACUCCAACGGCUAUCAGUCCAAGAGCGAGUACCCGGCGAUGUCCGCUCACAGCGCCCUAAAGUGGCAAUACCUGGGAACGCGGGAGACUGUAAAGGAGACUCGCAACAGCAUGACGCCCUUCGCCAGAAACAGCAAGUCGGCGGAGAUGAACUUAGCGCACAGUCACGCAUUGCGCGUCGCAAAGGAGGGCAGCUGCCAGUGGCCGCGUGCGCGGGUCAUCCCCGUGCGCGACGUCUACCCCAACUCCACGGCCACCUACAUUCCCCACUGCGCGAUCCUGCACAGAUGCUCGGACGACACUGGUUGCUGCAGGUCGGAGACGCUCACCUGCGAGGCCAAACACAGCCAACGGGUCGAGCUUUACUUUUACGUAAGUAGAAGUGUGACGAACAUACACGCUCAGACACGCACAUUAUACUUGAGGAGCCUGCGCAGCUUGACCAUAGGAUGGCUUUGGCCAUGGGAUUUGCCGAUGGCAUUGAUGCUCGAUCUACUAAAUCUGCGAUAA
Messenger RNA from Ceratosolen solmsi marchali, 2169 nucleotides. RefSeq lists its product as uncharacterized. The coding region runs from base 1 to 2169 and encodes 722 amino acids. Gene Ontology annotation, biological process: hemocyte migration. The record is from RefSeq and is a predicted model, not a curated record. Gene Ontology annotation, molecular function: growth factor activity. Lineage: Eukaryota; Metazoa; Arthropoda; Insecta; Hymenoptera; Agaonidae. The transcript has 4 exons. Gene Ontology annotation, cellular component: membrane.